Messenger RNA from Haplochromis burtoni (Burton's mouthbrooder), 1868 nucleotides. RefSeq lists its product as uncharacterized. The record is from RefSeq and is a predicted model, not a curated record. Bases 43 to 1269 code for a protein of 408 amino acids. Lineage: Eukaryota; Metazoa; Chordata; Actinopteri; Cichliformes; Cichlidae. The transcript is spliced from 8 exons.
CGAGUAUAAAUUCACAGUGCCCGGUAAGCGACGUUGAGGAAUAUGGUCAAUAGAUUGUUAAAAUACGGAGUUAUUUUUUUCUUCCUGCCUUUUUAUUUUCUGGUUGUUGACGCUCCUUUACAGAACAUUCGAGCGCCUGGCAAUGAUCAUGACUCAACUAUAGAGCAGAACAGGGAUGGAGUGCCCCCGCAGUCCAUCCCUGGACUCGUCAUAAGUCCACGUCCCAAGUGCGUGGAUCCUCAGGACCAAGAUAGAUCUGUUGGACUGAAAGACGCCCAGAAAAACAUCAUAGCUAAGUUAGAACAGAAUACCAUUCUGCCAUGUCAAGUUUGCGUUAAGAACCAGGUGGAUCUGCAUGAGAUGAAGGGUGGAGAACUGAUUUUAAUUCAGAAGCAUGCAAUAACUGCUGAUGGUGGAAUAUCGGAGUGCUCUGUUGCCCAGAGAAAAGCAAACAGAGAAAUAGCCAACUUAAACCUCAUUGGCUUCUCCCUGAGAGCUGAUCCUCCAGAUUCCUUCCUUCGUUGCAUGGCUGAAGACUUGAGCAGCAUUCACCCACACAAACAACACCCAUCUUUUAAUAAGUGGAUGUAUCCACAGGACACAAAGAUGAAGCAUGUUAAUGGGUCUUUGAUUCUGAAGUCUUUGAUCAUUGAUAACUGUGGAAGAGACGAGUUUUGGAAGGCCGUCAACAACAUCACACUGAGUGUUGGUGUUCCUCCAGGUCAGACAGGAGGAGACACAGAGGACGGCUUCAGAGCAUCCUCUCCUCAACACAUCAGGAUUGAGCCUUUACAGAACACUCUUGCGGCUGACAAUGAUCAUGACUCGACUAUAGAGCAGAACAAAGAUGGACUGCGGGAUGUUGGGCUCAUCAUCCUGCACAAACAUCCACAUCUUGAGUGCGUGGAUCCUCAGGACCAAGAUCGAUCUGUUGGACUGAAAGACGCCCAGAAAAACAUCAUAGCUAAGUUAGAACAGAAUACCAGUCUGCCAUGUCAAGUUUGCGUUAAGAACCGGGUGGAUUUGCAGGACCAAGAGACGAAUGCUGGAGAUGUGGCUCUGAUCCUGAAAAACGUGACAAUUUAUGACACUGGAACAUAUAAGUGUCGUGUCUUAAGAGAGAAGAACACUAAGUCCAUCAGCAUCAUCUACCUUCAUGUUGAUCCUCCAGGUCAGACAGGAGGAGACACAGAGGACGGCUUCAGAGCAUCCUGUAACAGAGCAUCCUGUAAUGACAGCUUCUCUGAUGGGUUUUCUUCUGCCAUUUGAAAUUUUAUAUUAAGAACUAUUACAUGCAUGUAUCACCAUAAUUUUUAGUGUAGGAUUUAAAAUAAAGCAUUAGUUAUUACUGCUACAUAUAACAUAUAUUACACGCUCGCGCUCUCUCUCUCUCUCUCUGCCUCUCUCUCUCUCUGCCUCUCUCUCUCUCUGCAAUUGAUUACUGUGAAUCAGUGUGGUGUGUUUGCUUCCUGAUUAUAUAAAAAAAAAGGGAGAAAUAUACUUUCCUACAUAUACUAUUCUACAUGCUUUUAAACCUUUUAAAAUUACAAUUCAUAGUUUUAUAUGUGAAUUAUAUAAUGUUAAAUUACUAUUGGAUCACACAGCUCAAUUUAGUCAUGGUUAAUCCUCUCAAAUAUCUCAUCUAUACCACAACGGGAAAGAUCUUUUGAUUUUACCAUGGCAAGCAGACGAAUAGCAGGAAGUCUUGAUCUGUACUUAGGGCUGAUGUUACCUAAGGUGUAAUAAAUCAAUAACAGCUUGUUCUUAUUUGCCCGAGAUCCAAGAGGAUUGCAUAGUUCAAUUUCAUCUGUAUAUAAAAUCAACUGUAAUGCUGUAGGGACUUAGGGCUGGGCCAUAUUAUACCGUUC